Messenger RNA from Clupea harengus (Atlantic herring), 581 nucleotides. RefSeq names its product DnaJ heat shock protein family (Hsp40) member C19 (gene dnajc19). Gene Ontology annotation, biological process: protein import into mitochondrial matrix. The record is from RefSeq and is a predicted model, not a curated record. NCBI's taxonomy places the organism in Eukaryota, Metazoa, Chordata, Actinopteri, Clupeiformes, Clupeidae. Gene Ontology annotation, cellular component: PAM complex, Tim23 associated import motor. Gene Ontology annotation, molecular function: ATPase activator activity.
AACCACAAGGAACAAAGUUCAGAUGUCAACCAAAUAUCAACACAUGGGGUUUGCAAUGACAUUGCUCAAUAGAACAUCAUGACAUUGCGUUAUGAUUAGAAACGUUUUAGAAGAAAGGACCUCGAUUAUAAAAGAAAUAUGGCGAGUUCUAUGGUGGCUGUGGGCCUAACAUUGGCUGCUGCCGGAUUUGCAGGUCGCUAUGCCAUGCAAGCCAUGAAACACAUGGAGCCUCAGGUUAAGCAAGCUAUGAAGAGUUUUCCGGUAGGUGCUUUUGGCAGUCCGUACUACAAGGGUGGGUUUGAUCCAAAAAUGACCAAGAGGGAGGCUUCUUUAGUACUAGGAGUCAGUCCGACAGCAAACAAGACCAAGAUAAGAGAAGCACACAGAAAGCUAAUGAUUUUAAAUCAUCCAGACAGAGGUGGAUCACCAUACAUUGCUGCAAAGAUUAAUGAAGCAAAGGAUUUACUUGAUGGACAAUUAAAGAAAUCAAUUUAGUUUCUAUAACUUGAGAGGGUGGUUUUGGGUUGAAUGUGUACUGCUAUGUAACUGUACGACCAUUAAAUAUCAUGUGUUAAACGUAA